AUGUCCUCCCUCCAAACAACUCUCAUGAGAGACCCACAUCCAGAGCCCUCUAGAAUAUCUUGCGAAACACUACCAUCACCUCCGCCUAGCGUCGUACCAACAUCUGGCAGGAGAUCUCGACACCGGGACCAUGUUGUGGGCUCCCACUCCCGUUCUCAAUCGCGAGCGAGGUCGCAGUCUCGCGCACGCUCUCGACGUUCGGAAUCGCUUAUUAUACGACAAGAUAGACGGACGGAAGGUCACAGCGUUGAAUUGCACGGCGAAGGAGACGACGGGGCUUCAAAAGCCGAGGGGAAGAGGAGAUCCGAGUCGUUGAAAAGAACGCGAGAAAAACCCACUGAAAACGGCAUUACCUCGCCCAUUUCUAAUCCUUCGCCCUACCUUUUGGUCGUGCAGAAGAUCCGACGCUUCAGCCCCGUGAUGGUGCUCGAGAACUCCGGGAGCGUCGCACGCGACCACCUUGCCUCCGAACGCACCUUCCUCGCCUACGUACGCACUUCCCUCGCGUUAUCUUCAGCAGGUGUAGCUCUCGUCCAGCUCUUUACCAUCGCAGACCUCACUUCACGUGGGUCGAGCACCCCUCUCAGCACUGCGAGCCGGAGGGUGCAGCGGUUCGCGAGGCCGUUGGGCGUCGCGACGAUUUUGCUGGCUCUGAUCACGUUGGUUAUCGGUGUGUAUAGGUAUUUCCUCGUGCAGUACGCGCUGCCAGAGAAACAGUUCCCCGUGGCGCGUUUGUCAGCGGUUUUUAUCUCGUUCGUUCUUGGCGCGCUAGUUGUUGUUAUCUUCGGUGCCUUAUUGGAUGGGAUGGGCGGCUAA
Molecule: messenger RNA, 816 nt
Organism: Cyclocybe aegerita
Lineage: Eukaryota; Fungi; Basidiomycota; Agaricomycetes; Agaricales; Hemipholiotaceae
Source: the annotation of a GenBank genome assembly